AUGCGCCAAGAAAUGCCACUUACCGCUCCAAAACGAUACAGAACGAAAUUAUCGAGACUGUGGGGAAUUAUAUUUCCUUCAAAGAUCAUCGCGGAAGUUAAACAAACAAGAAUGUUUUCUGUUAUGGCUGACGAGGCAGCGGACAUUUCCAACAAAGAAAACCUAUCUCUUGUCCUCCGCUAUGUCGACUCUUCAAAGAAUACUCGAGAGCAGUUUGUUGGUAUCCGCCUUUGUGGAGAGGAAACAACCGGUAACGCAAUCAAGGAGUUAAUAAUUAAUUCAGUUCAUGACCUUGUAGAGGUCAAUCUUAUGAUGGUGCUGGGAACACGGCUAGCAGGUACGUUGGUGCAUCAACAUUAAUCCAACAUCAGUUUCCCAAAGCGAUUUAUGUUCAUUGCAUGAAUCACUGUCUCACCGUCCUUUAGUAACUCGUCUAAGCGCCAGAAUCACUUUGUUGACAAGAUUAAGGAGCUAUUACCAAACAGCAAUCACAGAAUUUUAAUUGAUGUUUGUCGCACUCGGUGGAUUGCUCGUUGUUACGGGAAAAUUUAAUGAUUUUUUCCGUGUAGUUGUUAUGCGGAACAUGUUUAUUCGGAACAUGUUUAUUCGGAACAUGUUUAUUCGUAACCCUUCACACUUAACCAUUCCAUUCCUUUCAUUUUGGCAAAUCAAAAAAUGUAUAAAAACCACAGUAGCUUUAGGAAUAGAUUUUUGUUGUUACUCGCUUUCAUCAUAUGCACUCGCUUGUCGGCACUUUUGUUAUUUAUUACUGGUUUUUUAGGUUAAAAAAAAGUGUUAAUGGUCUUUCUGGAAAAAUUAGUUUUCAUCGUAGUUAGCAGCUGAGUUUACAAUCGUGACUUUAAUUUCUUUUCAUGCGAUGGUCUCCAAACCAACCUUGCAUAGAUAAGUAGAAACUUUUAAUUGCUUUUCCGUUUUUGUUUCCUAAGCUGUUCUGCUGUAAUCAAGACAGAUAUUAUUUUCUAUACCAGAGCUGUGAAUUCGCUCCUAAGUUUCCUACUUUAAUGGCCUCGAAAUUAUUGUAUCCGUCCUUUUAAUUUGGCAAUUCUUUCCGUCGUAGAAACAGAUGGAAUAUCUAAGUAGUUUUCGUUUAACUUCAAAGAGACCUUUUCCGCUCCUUUGUGUCCUUAUUCAAAUAUUGCGAUUUGUGUAACAAUAGCACCUCACACCAGUUAGUUCUUAAGCAAGUACCUUGUACGGCUUUGAUGAUUACAGUUUUAGUUUUGACUCUAGCAUGACGUGUGUUAGAGCACUCUACCAAUAAAAGUCUACUGUGGACCCAAAAUGUUGUCUCUUUCUUGACGUCCGUAUAAGCUCACUCGAAGCAGAUCUCCGUGCGCCAGGAAAUCGUGACGAGUUUCCGUUCUCGCAAGCAGAGUGGUCUCUACCGAGUUAAUUCCCCCCGUUUGUACGUUCCUGCGAAAGUCCAGUUUAGUGCGCGAAAACCUAUCGCCACAUCGUAUUGAUGGUUUAGAUAGAACUGUUGAGCUCUUAGUCCCAGUUUUGUCAACAUUGGAAAAUGUGAAGCUCAACAUGGAUAAGAAUGGUGUUGUACGCGCCGGUACUUUGAAUCCCAAAAGUCGGGAUAAUGCACGGUCUUUACUAAAUGCUGUCACUUUUGAAUUUAUUGUGACGCUUGGUAUUGUUAAGUAUAUUCUUAAUUUAACAAGGCCACUGUUAAGCUGCUAG
Pocillopora meandrina is the source of this 1707-nucleotide messenger RNA. The record is from the annotation of a GenBank genome assembly. Lineage: Eukaryota; Metazoa; Cnidaria; Anthozoa; Scleractinia; Pocilloporidae.